AUGGCCGUGAAAGAGGCAAUGGAGGAUCGGCUAGCCGUGCCAGCUUUCCGACAGCGGCUCUUGGAUCCGAACGGGGGCGGGCUGGUGCCGGAGAACGCGUCCUUCCAACAGCUGGGUGAGCCAGAGGAGCUGCAGCUGGUGAUCCUUCCCUGCGGCCACGGCUCGGAAGAGCAGCUGCUCCAGGCGGCGGACAAAGGCGAUCUCCGGGCCCUGAGCCAGCUCUUGGACCUACCUGCGGAGCCCAACUGCCGCGACUCCCAGGGGAAGUCGCCGCUCAUGAAGGCGAGCGCAAAAGGCCACCUCAAAAUCGUGCAGCUCCUGCUGAAGGCAGGAGCCGACGCCACCAUCGCUGAUUUCUCGGGAACAACCCCGUUGAUGGUGGCAUGCAGCCUGGGUCACGCCGAAGUUGUCCACUGCUUGGUAGAAGCCUCGGCCACCAUCGACGAGCCGGAUCAGCACGGGAAGACCUCCCUGCAAGUGGCUGCGGGCGAAGGUCAUUUGGAGGUCGUGCGCUACCUUUGCGAGCAAGGUGCGGACAAAGAGACCUUCGACCAAAAGGGCCGAACUCCGCUCCACCGGGCAGUGGACGCCGGCAGACUGGACGUGGCGCGUUUCCUCCUCGAGGCCAGGGCGGAUAAGGACCAGCCUGAUCAUCAGGGCAGGACUCCCAUGCACGAUGCUGUCCUGGCAAGCCAGUCUGCGUUGGUGAAGCUCCUAAGUGAGGGUGGCGCAGACAAGCACAAGCGUGACGACCAGGGCCGAACACCCAUCUACGAUGCUGCAUGCGCCGGGAAUCGGCACAUCGUCAGCUACCUGAUCCAGCAUGGCGUGGAUGUGGAUGCCCAAGAUGCUGCGGGCCGAAGCGCACUCUUUGUCGCAUGCCAGAUCGGCUGCCUGGGCACCAUGAGGUGCUUGCUGGAUGCCGCUGCCAAUGCAGAUGCCAGUGACCGAGAUGGCUGGACCCCGUUGCACGUCGCUGCCUGGAAUGGACGCCUGACAACCGUCCGCCUUCUCUACCAAGUAGUUGGACGAAGAGAUCGCCUCGAUCAUGAGGGGAGGAGUCCACUCUUCGCAGCUGUCUGCAAUGGCCAGGCCGAGGUGGUUUGCUGCCUGGUUCACAUGGGCGCCGAUCGCAACAGGCAAGAUAGCAAUGGCCGCACACCUCUUUACGAGGCCUCGCGCCUCCGCUGGGCUAAUGUCGUGGAGGCGCUCUGCCAGCUGGGAGCGAACAUGGACCAGGCGGAUCAGCAGGGACGGGCUCCUCUACAUGCGGCCGUGUGGAACAACUCCGUCAGGGUCGUGGACCUGCUGCUGCGCGCAGGGGCCGACAAGAACAAGUCGGAUUGGGAUGGGAGGACGCCCCUCUUUCUGGCCUGCUUCUUGGGAUCGCUGCCCAUCGUCCGCGCGCUGGUGGGAGCCGGGGCGAACAAGAACAAGUCGGAUCCCCAUGGUCGAACGCCUCUGAGUAUGGCCGUGUGUGGUUCCCAUUUCGCCGUGGUGCGCCUUCUCAUUGAAGAAGGCGCGAACCGGAACCAGGCAGACCGAUUCGGCAGAACGCCACUGCACGAGGCCGCUCGUCAAGGGAAUCUGGAGAUUGUGAAGAUGAUGCUACAGGUCGGGGUGGACAUGAACAAGGCGGACAACUUUGGAAGGAGUCCGCUCGAGAUGGCUGUUGCUGCCAACCACCUCCGUGUAGCGCGGGCACUGCUUGACAGCUACAGCGACCGGGACAGGCCGGCACGCAUGCUGGCCCUACCGCAGAGCGCGUUACAGCCGCCUCCGGCACCCCAGAAAGCCUGGGUUUGA
Symbiodinium natans is the source of this 1806-nucleotide messenger RNA. NCBI's taxonomy places the organism in Eukaryota, Dinophyceae, Suessiales, Symbiodiniaceae. The record is from the annotation of a GenBank genome assembly.